CAGAGCUUGGCUUGGCUUGGCUGUCCCUGGGAGCGCUCUGCGAGAGGGAAUUGGGGGAGUUAGGGUUAGGGUUAGUGAGUAAGCGAUCGAUCAGCGCAGCGUCGUCCCGGCGUACUGAUGAUUUGGUGGAUACAUUCGCGAGCCGAGCCUAGAUUUGUAGAAUCUGGUCCUUUUUGCGCCACCGAUUCCUCCAUGGGCAAUCAGUCCUUUACUACAUUUGUGGCAGCGAUUUGUGGAGAUGUCGCAUUCUCCUGUUCCGGCCCCUUGGCGAGAGUUUUGAUAUGUGAGGCGCGCGAGCGAGAGUGAAAGCGAGAGCGAGAGAGAGAGAGGUCGAAAGAGAGAGCGAAAGAGAGAGCGAGAGGGAAAGAGAAAGAGAUUUUUGCUCUUGGCUCUCCCUUCCGCUAGAUCCUUGAUGAGGAGCUCCUAGGCAUCGAUCGCGCAGUCCUCGCGAAUUCCGCCCCCUCCCCUGGCCAUGGGCGAGGAGAAAUCCAAAUCGGGGCCGCCUGGCGCGGCGCUGUGCGGGAGAUGCCACGUCUCGGAGGAGCUGGAGCUGCAGGCCAGGAGCAUGAUCCUUGGUGGCUCUGGUGGCGGCGGCGACGCCGUGCCUCCUCCUCUGUGCAAUAGCCACAACAAGCAUUGCUGCUGCAAGCUAGGCCGGCACACCCCAACGCACACGCUCACGUAUGACGCGGAGCUCAUCGCCCUCGACCCCUUCAGCAGAUCCAAGAAGAUCCGGCGCGGCGCCAAUGGCCGAUUCGUUCCCAGCGACGCGAAGAUCCAGCACCCCGGCGGCGGCGGCGGCGGCGGCGGCGGCACCAAUUCGGAGCUUACGUCAACGGUAGUUGCCAUGGAAGUUGACAGCGGCGGCAAUUGGCUCGAGAGCGACGGCGGCGCUGGUGGCGGAGGAGAAUUGGCGGACAGCUCGCUCAUCCCGGGGCUCGGGGACGACGUGGCGCGCCUCUGCCUCGCCCGGCUGCCCAGAUCCUGCUACGGCCAGUUCUACACGGUAAGCAAGAGAUUUUGCUCGCUACUUAGGAGCGGGGAGCUGUAUAGCACGCGCCGCGGCCUGGGCAUCUCGGAGCAAUGGGUCUAUCUUCUCAACAGCGGCCAAUCCGUGUGGCGGGCCUUCUGCCUGGUCGAUGGCGGGCGAUGGCGGCCGCUCCCGCCCACGCCCUCGGAUCCAUGCUUCAAUAUGUGCGACAAGGAGUCGCUCACCGCAGGGACGCAGCUGCUCGUGGUCGGGCGCGAGAUCAAUGGCCACUGCAUCUGGGGCUACGAUCUCCUCACCGAUCGCUGGUUCCGAGCUCCACAGAUGAACACCCGGCGCUGCCUCUACGCCUCGGCCAGCUGCGGCACCCACGCGUUUGUCGCGGGGGGGAUCGACUCCACCACCCAGCUCGAGCUCCGCGCCGCCGAGCGCUACGACUCGUCGUCCGGGCGGUGGGAGGCGCUGCCGGACAUGAUCAAGCCGCGGAAGAUGUGCUCGGGGUUCUACAUGGAUGGCAAGUUCUACGUGAUCGGUGGCGCCAACGCCGCCAGCGCGGAGCUCACUUGCGGCGAGGAGUUUGAUCCCGACGCCGGGACGUGGAGGGAGAUCCCCGGGAUGUGUCCUGCCAGGAGCGAUACGACGAGCAACUCGCCGCCGCUGGUGGCGGUGGUGGACAACCAGCUCUUCAGCUUGGAUGCGUCGUCCAGGAAGCUCAAGCGGUACUGCAAGCGAUCGAACUCGUGGAGGGUGAUCGGCGAUGUUCCUGUCAAGGCGGACUCGAGCAGUGGGUGGGGGAUGGCGUUCAAGGCCGUGGAUGGGCAGCUGCUCUUGAUAGGCGGCGAUCGGAGGGACGGAGACGCGAUCUAUGCGUGGAAGCCGUGCGAGGAGGAGGGCGGCGCCGCUGUAAAUUGGAGGUUCAUUGCCGGAUUGGUACCACCGGGGACGUUCGUCUUCAACUGCGCGGUCAUGUCCGCGUGAGCUAGGCUCCGACCAUUAGAAAAAGGAGUUCUUCGGUCGAUCGAUUGCGAGGUUCCAUCUUUUUUGGUGGCGGAGUGGCGGUGGUGGAGCAGAGUUAAGUUCUUCCGCUUUUCUUUUUUCUCUUUUUCUCUUUUUUAUUCUUCGCUCAAAGUUUUCCAGGGGAUAGCUUAUAGGAUCAAUGACAGCACCAUUGGCUGCGCUGCUCAUCUAUAUAAAACCUCCAUCAAAGUGGAAUCCACUUUUUUUUAGUUUUCCCUUCUUUCCUGCUUGAGCUCGAUCGAUCGCGCGACUGUGAGACUAAAUUCGCGAAUCGAGCCAACCACUACUGCGAGGAUCCCCGUCCGUAUGCUGGCCACCAACCGUACGGCUGGCUGACAAAAACACCAAAACCAAAAGAAAAAACUUAGCGCGGUAAAAUCCACUUUUAAAGACCCAAAGACCUUUUAACAUCGCCUCCUCUCCGGGCAAAAUGGGUAAGUUUUUAGGAGGGUCUCGCUCACACGCCGGAGACGAUGAAGGACGAGCUCGAGGAAUCGAGGAGUAGUAGCAGCGGCCAUGGCGGAUCCGGGAGCCCUAAUCCUGCUCGAAGAUCCAUGGAAUCUAGUAACAGUGCCCACGGAGCGAGAUCUCCCUUGCAUCCCAGAGCAGGAGCAGCGGGCAGUGGAGCUAGAAAGCCUCCGGGCGAGGCCACUCCCACCAGGAAAUCCCACAGUCGAUUCGUGGAUCCACCGGAGCGCGUGGCGGCGCCGCUGCCCAAGUUCGGGCAAUGGGACGUGAACAAUCCCUCCUCGGCCGACGAGUUCUCGGCGAUCUUCGAGGACGCUGUGGUGGAGAAGAGGGGCGAUUCCAGAGGGGGAGGGAUUGCGUAUGGCUACUCCGACCGCGAUCGCUCGUCGUCUUCGUUUGACAGGAAGAAGCCCAAAUCGAUCACGGAACGAUUGUGCUGCUGCUUCACGCCGAGAAUUGGCUAGGUUGGGGAAAGUUUGUGGAGUUUUCUCGGUUUUUAGGAUACUAAAAAAAAUGUAGCAACGGUCAAGUGGCACGUCAUUUGCCACGUGUGAUUCCCCCCAUUCCCAUUUUGAAUGCUCCUCCCUCCCUGUGUAAUUGCUCCAUCCAGCCGCUAGAACCCUAAUCGCGGGGGAGCUCGACCGCAUCCAUGCCGAACAAGGCGUCCUCCUCGUCCUCCAGCGGCCGCCACAACAAGGUAUUCGUGCUGCAGAGGAGUCUAGGGAGCUCGCCGGUGCUGGAGGGAAGCUAUGGCGAGCAAAUCGGGAUCCCUGGGCACCAGAGCGGCCUCGUCGGGGUCUAUGUCUCGGAAGAACAGGCCUACGCCGCCGUGAUCCAGCGCCAGGUCGCCGGGAUGGAGCAGAUCGCCGGGAGCAUGCUCACGGAUCUCCGCAAAGUGGUGUCGGUCAAGGGGCUGUCGUUCAAGGAGCGCUACAAGAAGAUGCUCGAGUGGGUUCGCGACUGCGAUUGGUACAGGGUCGCCGACGCCGUGAGCUUCCAGAUCAAGGAGUGCCCGCUGGUGCCGUUUGAGAAGGUGAACGAGUCCAAGCUCUUCGAUGGCGUCCAGGAUCUCCAGUCGGCGGUGUCUGACAAUGGGUCUUUCGUGGACGACGAGGAGGACGAUGAGCUCUACGACGAGGCUGGUGUUGGCGGCAAGGGAGGAGGAGCCAAGAAGAGGAGAUAUGCGCACUACUAGCUCAAGGUGCCGUAUUGCAUUUCUUCUUGGAUUGUUUUUCUAGCUUUUUAGCUUCCUUUCCUCUGUUUUCUCUCAUGCUUUGCUGCUUGCAAAGGUCAUGACACAUUCAUAGCUAGCUAGAAUUGUUUGCCUCGCUCAGUUGGAGCCAGCGUCCACAGUUGAGUGAGGCAUUCCAGUGUUCUUUCUAAGAUGCAAUGCAAGUUGUGCUCUUAAUUUA
Selaginella moellendorffii is the source of this 3885-nucleotide messenger RNA. Its product is annotated as F-box/kelch-repeat protein At5g60570. Gene Ontology annotation, molecular function: protein binding. The transcript is spliced from 3 exons. Lineage: Eukaryota; Viridiplantae; Streptophyta; Lycopodiopsida; Selaginellales; Selaginellaceae. The record is from RefSeq and is a predicted model, not a curated record. Bases 473 to 1966 code for a protein of 497 amino acids.